Messenger RNA from Symbiodinium necroappetens, 1834 nucleotides. NCBI's taxonomy places the organism in Eukaryota, Dinophyceae, Suessiales, Symbiodiniaceae. The record is from the annotation of a GenBank genome assembly.
AUGCUGCGCCCUUUGAGCUUCAUGCUUCCAUUGCUGUUGGUCGGAGCGGCUGUCGAGCUCGACACCUGCCUGGCUGGGGAGUCCUGCGAACCCUCCCAAGGCUCGAAGAUGAUGCAGCUGCAGGGCAAGCGGGAGAAGCUGCAGGUCGUCGACACAUUGCAGCCAAAGAAGCAUCAGGCUGUGAACAUCGAGCUGGGCUUCAAGCAGAAGAGGCUUUGGAAGCUGCAUCACUCGAUGCGGAAGCUGCGUGACGAGAAUUUGAGCGCGCAUGCAGCUACCUGCCUGAAGAUUGCCCUGCAGUUCUUGGAGAAGGUCAACAAGCACGUCCUAGAGAAUGGCAUCCUGGACCCCAACGCACCGGCGGAUGUCAUGGAGUGGUUUGACCAUAGCAAGCCUGAGGAUGCAGAGUUUGACAUGUCCAAGGAUGCAUGGGUAAAGCAUCAUGAGGCCAUCCUCAGCGCAUUGGAAUACUACGAGGAAGUCGUCACGCCGGAGGAAGCGGAGGAGAAAGGGUGCGUCAUGACGACGGACGUGGUGGAUGAGAUCAUGGGCCUCCCAGACACACCCGAGGUGGGCGCUGCGGUGCAAGGGGACAUGAUGGCAGACUCGAACCAGUCCGCAGCACUUCUUCAAGCCGUCCGGAAGGGCGAGAAGUUUGUGAGCAAUCUUUGGGAAGACAAGCACAACAUCCGGUAUUGCUUCGGCUCCUCCCUGACGCCCACGGCACAUCAGGCGAUGGUGGAGGCCAUCCAGCACUUCAAGAAUCACAUCCCUUGCAUCGGCUUCAAGCAUGUGGCCGUCGGCAAUGACACGACGAAGAAGUGUGCAGAGGAGCCCGCCAUCUACAUCGGCAGCUUCAGCACAGGCUGCUUUGCCCAUGUGGGUCAGCCCUACAAGAUGUCAAGCGAUCCAGUGGCUUACACCGAUUCCCAGCUGAACCUGGGACCUGGAUGCGAGACGAUGGGGAUCGCUGCACACGAGCUGGGCCACAACCUCGGCAUGCUCCACGAGCAGAGCCGCACGGACCAUGACCAGUACGUGAGGAUCCUUUGGGACAACAUCCAGGAGGCCAAACGCCACAACUACGACACCAGCCACGAAGGGGACCGGACGAUGCCCUACGACAUGCUUUCACUCAUGCACUACAGCGACCAUGCCUUCGGGAAGUACGAUGCAGAUGGGAAUGUGAUGAAGACCAUGGAGGCUGUGAACACCACGAGUGGAUCGACCGUUGUGAUGGGCAACAGGAUGGGCCUUACACAUCAGGAUGCCAGGCAGGUCGGCUCGAUGUACGACUGCCUUGCCGAGAUCGACGACUUCAAGCUCUGUACUCCUGACGCAGACGGCUGCACGACAGAGGACUGUGGCUGCCACCAGGAUGCAAGUGCUCUGGACGAAAUCAUCAAGACCACCGAUGACCAAGGCUGCAACCGCUGCCUGAAAAAGUGCCCGGCUUAUAAUUAUGGAACUUCCGGCCCCUGUGGCUGCCCGGAGGGUCUGCAACAUGGCUGCUUUGAGGCGGGAGGCACAGAGUACUGCUACUGCAGAGAGCCCACCACCACGACGACGACCACCACCACCACCACGACCACCACGACCACCAUCAGCACCAGCGACGCGGCAACGACGACGCAGCAGGAGAGUGGACAGCCACAGUCCGAAGCCUGCAAGCCUGAUGAGGCCUGGUGGUGUGAGCACCAUGUGGAUGCCAAGCUGUCCUUUGAAAUUCCUGUUUUGAAGCUUGAGUGUUCUGGAGGGUCAGGUUUUUCAUUUGAUCAGUUUUCGGGUCCUGGAGCGAAUCUAAGGCCGACUGCCAUGACCUUCGUUCGAGGGU